GAGGAUUAAUGAUGGACGACAGAGAUAAAUAACGCUUUGUUUGUGAGAGACUUUUAAGCGCGUGAAAGGAGAGAGAAAAAAAUUCCCAACCAAAAUUAAAAUUUUUUUAAUUUUAACAAAAACAAAAAAAUUAAUGAAGGAAAUUUUGAGAAAAAAAUAUCUUUAACUAAAAAUUAACACAAAAAAAAACAAUUAAAAAUUCAAAAAUCUUAAAAAUUAAAUGCUAAAGACAUUCGCAUGUGUGUGGUGGUGGAAAGAAGAUUCAAAACAAAAUUUACAAUUAGAAAACGGAAAAAACGUAAACGUCGCAUUUUGAACCGGAAGGCUAAAAAGGAGAAAAACAAGACACAAGUUGUGAAUCAAAAUUUCUAAGUUUGGCGAAAAUUUUUAACUUUUUUUUUCAAAAAAAAGCUACUAGGAGAAGAGGAGAGCGAACGCUUAAGCUCAAGAAACAGGUAUUUGUUUAAGGCAAAACUAAAUACCCAAAGCUACGCCAAAAAAAGGAAACACGCACACACAGGCAAAAAAAACUUAAGGAUUCUUUAUAUGAAAAAAAAUUCUUAAAUUAAAACGAAAAAUAGAAACCAAAAACUAGACUGACAAAACAAAACUCUGCUAUAACUUUUUUUAACUGAAUUAUCAAUGAAAUUAAGGCGAUAAAAGGCUGCUGCUAAGAAAACAAAAUUUCAAAUUUUAUUAAUAACAACUUGAAAGGAGAAUUUUACGGCGAAUUAUUUCAUUCAGAAAACAACUUGAACUCAACAACCCAACCCAUUUCAUUUACGUACUUAGCUAAAACAUAAUAAAAUCAUACAAAAACAACAACAACAACGAGGAGAACUUACUAAAACAAAAACAACAACUUUUUAAGAAGAGCAUUUAUAUUUAAGUAAAACAACAAAAACAACUACACUGUUUAAGAGAUUUAUUUAAAUUAUUACUGAUACUGGGAGUAACUGUGUGUAAAGGUUUUAAGUAGAAAGGUGUAUGUGUUAGAAUACGUAAUACACACACACACGUACACGUACACACUUACUCCGUUACUCUUCGAAAAUUAUCUCUCAGCUAAAUUCUAAACGAACCACCAAUAACAUUAGUCUUUUGUCUAACUCAUAUACACACACACAUCUUUACUCUAUAUAAAAUUUCUUUAAUAUUUAUUAAGAUUAUGUUCAUGUGUGUGUGUAAUAUAACGGCGAAAUUAUUGUUAUUACUUUUGUUCCAACAAACCAAAUCAAGAAGGAGAACUUAAGGCGAAAUUCCUAUUACUUUGCUAACUUACUUGCCUUUUACAGCAGAGAGCCAGAGUAUUAACAAGGACUUGUUGGCUGAGAAAGAGAGUAAGAUUUCAUCAAAAAAAAGGGGGAGUUUUGAGUAAAAGGAUAAGAGUACCAAACUACAACGUUAUUUCUACUAAAAAAAAACUAAAACAACAACAACAAUAACAAAAUUUACCUUUAAGGAUUUUUUGCAAAUUGUUUGUAUUUUCGGCAUUCGAAACUAAAUAAUUUUGGUGGCAUCUUAUGAUGUCAUCAGAGGAGGAUAACGAAUGUUUUGGGUUGUUUACUGAUGACAAGACUUUAUUAAAAACAACAUUGGCCUUAAAUUCCAAUAAUACGCCACCUUUAGCGGUAGAUACUACUACAGCAACAGCAAUUUGCCCUGAACUAACGGCGAAAAUAGAAAUACCUUCUACGUCCUCAACUCCCAACUUAUUGCAUUUGGAAGACGAUGAAUUGGGAGAUUUAACAGCAGGACAAUUAAAUACAAAUAAUAUAAACCCACAAACAAACGAAUUAUUAACAAACGGUGGUAACAGCGAUCUUCUUGUAUAUAAAGAAGAAAAAGGCGAAAAACUCAAUUUACAAGAUACAAAUACCAUAAAAAACCACCACGACGAGAACCAACAAACAGCAGCAAACCAACUACAACAACAGCCAGACCUAUACCUCGACGAAGGGGAGAACGGCGAGGAGAACGGCAAUAUUAGCAGUGUUAAUGUUAAUACAAAUAAUAAUAAUAAUAACAGUACAAACGACGAAGGAGACGACGAAGUUAUAUUUCUCUUCGGCCAACAGCAACAACAACAUAAUAAUACUCUUAAUACAACUUCCACUACUUGUACGGCGACGACGACUACUAAUACUAACGCAAAUAAUAACAACAACAAAAACACAGCGUCUGCUUCAAAUUUAACAACGACCCUUACGACUACUACCACCACAACAACAACAGCUCUAACAACUACGACUUCAACGACAACGACGACGACGACUACGACGAAGAAUAAUAAUAAUACGACCUCAUCGUCAUCACCAUCAUCAUCCACAUUCACAAAUACUACACAACAACAAGUCGUAACAGACGUUGAUGAUAACUUAGAAAGUAGUCAUAAAGGUGCCGUCAAUAAGACAACAUCGUCAUUGUCGUCGUGCGGCUUAAAAAAUUUUAGAAAUUCCUUAAAUACGUUACAUUCCAUAAAAAAUUCAAAUAAACUUAAUACGAAUACUAAUAUAAAUAAUAAUAAUAACUCAACUACUAGUGGAAGUAAUAUCAAUAAAAAGGAAACAAAAUUCAAAGUUAAUAACGUGACAAAAUCGUCCUUAAAAAUAAAAUUAUCAAAAUCUCCUUUAAAUACAAAUUCAAAUUUAAACUCAAAUCCCAACUCAGCAACUGCUGCUAAUAAUACAAAUAAUUUAUUUAGUGAAACCCAUAAACAAGUGAAUGAUUUUUGUACGAAAUUAACAAAUCUCAAUGCAAAUAAUUUAAAUAAUUUGAAUAAUUCAUCUAAUGAUUGUUUGCUAAAUUCUUUAGAGGAAUUACAGCAACAACAGCAAAAAAGUGAUUUAAGUGUUUUUUCCUCAUUGCCAAAUUUUAUAAGUCAUUUGCAAAAUUCUACAAGUCCACAAUUGCUCGGUCAAACGCCUGCCGUAUUAACGCCGUCAACAGCUGCUGCCUUAAUGAGUAGUGCUGCUGCGGCUGCCGCGGGUGCCGCUGGACAAGCUCUAUAUGGGGCCUUAUUAAACUCUUCACAACAACAACAACAACAACAAUCCUCAACCUCAAACUCACCUUUAACCAAUAAAACAUUUUCGUGUAAUAAUAACAAUUUAAAUUCGUUAAAUUCGCCCAAUUCGGGUUCGGUAUCCUCGUCGCCCACCUCGUCUCUGUUAACGGGUCAAUUUACAACCGCUUUGGGUAAUUUGUUUGGGGCCAACGGUUUCGGUUCGGCUAAAAUGUUAAACGAACUAUUUGGUCGUCAAAUGAAGCAGGCCCAGGAUGCUACCAGUGGUUUACCCACCUCUUUGGAUAAUGCCAUGCUGGCCGCUGCCAUGGAAUCGGCCACCAAUGCCGAACUCCUCAGUGCCGCCAAUCUGGUCAACAGUUUGGGUCUAAACAACUCGAAUAAAUUGCUCAACAAUAACAACAAUACCAUCAGUAGCAGUAAUAGCAACAAUCACUCAAAUGAUCAACAAAUCUCGCCUCAAACUCCCACUCCCAAAAAUCGUCGCACUAGUAAUUGUAGUGAAAGGUCUUUGGAGGAAAAUGGUUUGGUUACACGUUCUCAGGAUAUGUUAAACUCACCGCCAAGAACACCCUCUGUGGGCAAUACAUCCACCAAUGGUGUGGUCACCACUAGCUCAGGAGCUCCCAAUUCUCCCUCGCUGCAACAGCAGCAAAAUGAUUUGGCUCAUCACAUGUUGCGCAAUAUUUUGCAGGGCAAGAAAGAGCUCAUGCAGUUGGAUCAGGAAUUGAGAUCUGUCAUCAGCCAGCAGCAACAGAUGAAGGAGAGCCAGGACUCUACGCUAAAGCACAAUAACAAUAAUUCCUCUUUGGCCAAUAACAAUAAUAAUAACAACAACAAUAAUUCUGAAAGCAAAGAAAAUUCUUCGAAUGUUAUUAAUUUGAUAGAAGAUUCCAUGUCGGAAAUUAAAAUCAAAAGUGAGCCUUUGGUGCAGCAAACACCUCUAGAACUUAUGAAUGGUUCAGUGGCUCAAGAAAGACGUAAAUCGUCUGAUUCUGAAGGUUUGCAAUCGCAACAUGAUCUCGAGGAUCAUCAAAGCGAAGCAGAUCAUUUGGAUAAUAAUGAUCAUGAACAAAAUGAUCUAAAUUUGCCUGCUCAAGUUACCAAAAAGGAAGCCGAUGACAUCUUGGAAGAUGUUGAGCUAAUGGGUUUGAAUUCACGCUCCGAUUUGGAGUCUUUGGCUUCACCCAGCCAAUCUGACAUGAUGUUAUUGGAUAAUAGCAAAGAUGAUUUAGAAGAGGAAAUGGAUAAGGAACUUAAUCCUGGUCUAAACAAAAAAUCGGACUUAAAGCGUGCCCGUGUGGAGAAUAUAGUAUCUACCAUGCGUGCCAGUCCCUCAUCGCAGCAACAUUUGCAAGUAAAUGGCUGCAAAAAGCGUAAACUGUACCAGCCUCAGCAACACGCCAUGGAACGUUAUGUGGCUGCUGCCGCUGGUCUUAAUUUUGGUCUCAAUCUACAAAGUAUGAUGCUCACCGAUGAUGGUGAUUCCGAUGAAAAUGAAUCACCUCAAUUGCAGCAAAAGCGCAAUGAAAAGAAUGCUCUCAAAUCCCAAUUGAGAUCCAUGCAGGAACAAUUGGCCGAGAUGCAACAGAAGUAUGUGCAAUUAUGCUCACGCAUGGAACAGGAAUCGGAGUGUCAAGAAAUCGAAGACAACAACAGCGAUAGCAUGGAACAAGAGGAGAACAAUGGUGAUCUUUCACCAUCUCCUUCGCUCAACGAAGUAAAACAGACAGUAGACAAUGAAAGAGCCUCCUCCACUUCGCCUUCAUUGAACUUGAAAAAUGGUAAGCAUUUGGCCACAUCUAAUUCAUCUUUGAAUUUAGAUUCAAAUCCCAAUAAUGUGCUGUCUCAAAUGAUGAGCAAAAUGAUCACGGGUAAAUUGCACAAUCCUUUAGUACAGCAUGCUCAUAUGCAGCAAUCGUUCAAUGCUCCACUGCCUUUGUUGCAGCAUAUGCCACAAUUGCAGACGCCUGAAGGGGGUUUACCUCAUCCGGCUAUUAGCAAUGCUGCUGCUAUGUAUUUGGGCCAACAGUUCUUCUUCGAACAGGAAGCUAGAAUGGCCAAAGAAGCUGCCGAACAACAGCAACAACAGGCCCAACAGCAACAAUUGCAACAACAACAAGCUCAACAGCAGCAGCAGCAAGAGCAACAAGAACAACAAAGACGCUUUGAGCAGGAGCAACAACAGAGACGCAAAGAAGAACAGGCUCAACAGCAACAACAACAGUUGCAAAGACAACACCAGCUGCAACAAUUGCAGCAGCAACAAGAACAACAAACCAUGCAACAACCUCCCAGACCUCAAUUGCAUCACAACAGACAUCAUGGCCGCCACAAUACCGCCCUGAAGACUGAACUCUCGGAAAAAUUCAAUAUGUUGCGUUCCAGCUCCAAUUCGAUCAUGCGUAUGUCGGGAGCCGACCUCGAAGGUCUAGCCGAUGUCCUAAAAUCCGAAAUAACUACUUCACUCUCAGCUCUCGUUGACACAAUUGUCACGCGAUUUGUUCACCAAAGACGCCUCUUCAGCAAACAAUCCGAUUCAGUGGCCGCUGCUGCCGAGCAACUGAACAAGGAUCUGAUGUUGGCCUCACAAAUCUUGGAUCGCAAAUCGCCACGCACAAAACAGGCCGACAGAUCGAACAACAACAGCACGAACAGCUCACAAUCCGCCCAAUCAACAGCAGGAGUUAAUGCAGGUAAUAAUGGUACUCUACUCCUAGUUAAUAAUAAUAAUAGUAAUAAUAAUACUAAUAGCUCAACGAAUAGUUUAAAUAAUAAUCCAAAUACUAACUCUAAUCCAAAUAUACCACAACAACAAACGCCACAACAACAACAAUUGGGUCACUUGCACAGCAAUGUAAGUAACACAGGCCCACCUCUGCUAACGGCAGGACCGGUUAACAGUGUCAAUGUCAAUGUUAAUGUGCCACCACAGCACAUGAACAAUCCUUGUCAAACACUGGCCCCAACGACCACAAAUCAAGUUGUUACGCCAAAUAUGGCCGCCCAAUUAAAUGCUCAGACUUGUCAAAGUCUCAUAGCUGCACCACGCCUCAACGGCAGUCAACUGUCAUUUCCCUCGCCAGCAGCAGCAGCUGCUGCAGCGAUGGGCUUACAAAUGCAUCAUGCAGCAGCGGCGGCUGCUAUGUCAGCCGCAGCUGCCGCCUCUGGCCAACAGCAAAACCUGCAGGUUCUCAAUCAAGCACAUCAUGCUCAAAAUCUCAAUGACAACAAUAGUGUCAAUGUCAAUGUGAACAUGGCCAAUCUGAGUAGUAACAAUAGUAAUAAUAACAAUAGUAACAAUCUUAACAAUCUGAACAAUCUUAACAAUCUGAACAAUAUGAGUACGAACAAUAAUAAUAGUAAUAACAAUAAUAACUGUAACAAUACUAACAACAAUAGUUUAAGUACCAUAAAUAUACCACCACCUCAUAUACGACCUUCGCCCACAGCGGCAGCAAUGUUUCAGGCACCCAAGACACCACAAGGCAUGAAUCCCGUGGCUGCAGCAGCCCUCUACAAUUCGAUGACCGGAGGCCAAGUAGGACCCAUGCAACCAAAUCCCUUCUGUAUGCCCGAACCCAGAGAUCAGCAGCAACAACAGCAGCAGCAGCAACAACAACAGCAGCAACAGCAACAACAGCAGCAGCAACAACAACAGCAGCAGCAGCAACAGUUGCUGGAGCAAAAUGAAGCCUUGAGUCUGGUAGUGACACCCAAAAAGAAACGUCAUAAGGUCACCGAUACACGCAUAACACCACGUACGGUUAGCAGAAUAUUGGCUCAAGACGGCAUGGUACCGCCCAGCCCACAAAACAAUGGACAACAAUUGCAAUCGAAUCAAAACAAUGGACCCUGCAAUAAUAACAACAACAUGAAUCCCGCCUCGCUGAACAACAAUAAUAACAAUACAAAUUGCAAUAACUCGUUAAAUGCGAACAAUCUACAGCAGCAGCAACAGCAGCUAAUGAACACUAGCAACAGCAGCAACAAUAGUAAUAACAAUACAACACCCGCCCAAAGUCCUUCUCCUAGAGGUCAAGCGCCCGCUAACUAUCACCCACAAGCGCCGCCACCACCACCACCUCCCAUGAUGCCCGUUUCGUUGCCCACCUCGGUCGCCAUACCAAAUCCUUCGCUGCACGAGUCACAAGUCUUCUCACCGUACAGUCCAUUCUUUAAUCCACAUCCACCGCAUGCACCACCACCGCCACCCCAUGGCCCACACAGUGGUGGUCCCCAUGCCCCGCCCACAGCCGCUCAAAUGCAUCACAUGAAACUUACAGCCUCACCACCCGGCGGCCUCGCCAGUCUUAUGGACUCACGCGAUGGCUCACCACCACUGCCGCCACAUCCAUCCACCAUGCUACAUCCUGCCCUCUUAGCGGCCGCCCACCACGGUGGCUCACCCGACUACAGUGCCCAUUUGCGUGCCGCCAUGGAUGCUCAAGAUCGCAGUUCCGAUUGCAAUUCAGCCGAUAUGCAAUUCGAGGGUAUGCAACCCACCAUCUCGUUUUUGAAACAACAAAUGAUCAAAAAUAGCGAUUCAUUAACUACAUCGCAUUCCUCAACCCUAACGCCAAUGCAUUUGAGAAAGGCGAAAUUGAUGUUCUUCUGGGUGCGUUAUCCCAGCUCAUCGGUAUUGAAAAUGUAUUUUCCCGAUAUUAAAUUCAAUAAAAAUAAUACAGCACAAUUGGUGAAAUGGUUCUCGAAUUUCCGAGAAUUCUACUAUAUACAAAUGGAGAAAUAUGCCCGUCAAGCUGUUACCGAAGGUGUUAAAUGUGCCGAAGAUUUACACAUUAGCGGCGAUAGUGAACUCUAUAGAGUAUUGAAUUUACACUAUAAUCGCAACAAUCAUAUCGAGGUUCCCCAAAAUUUCCGUUUUGUAGUGGAGCAAACAUUACGUGAAUUUUUCCGCGCUAUACAAGGUGGCAAAGAUACAGAACAAUCGUGGAAGAAAUCAAUUUACAAAAUUAUAUCGCGUCUCGAUGAUCCAGUACCAGAAUAUUUUAAAUCUCCAAAUUUUUUGGAACAAUUGGAGUAGAACAAACUAACAAACUAACUGAAACAAAAAGAAAACAUUUUUUUUUAUCAUAACAACACAAAUAACAACAACAAACAACCUUAAUCCUUUAAGCCUCU
Messenger RNA from Lucilia sericata (common green bottle fly), 8167 nucleotides. It is a transcript of the gene pros, whose product is annotated as homeobox protein prospero. Gene Ontology annotation, biological process: regulation of transcription by RNA polymerase II. The transcript is spliced from 5 exons. NCBI's taxonomy places the organism in Eukaryota, Metazoa, Arthropoda, Insecta, Diptera, Calliphoridae. Bases 1524 to 8069 code for a protein of 2181 amino acids. Gene Ontology annotation, cellular component: nucleus. The record is from RefSeq and is a predicted model, not a curated record. Gene Ontology annotation, molecular function: DNA-binding transcription factor activity, RNA polymerase II-specific; RNA polymerase II cis-regulatory region sequence-specific DNA binding.